Messenger RNA from Colletotrichum spaethianum, 990 nucleotides. RefSeq names its product pyridoxamine 5'-phosphate oxidase. The transcript has a single exon. The record is from RefSeq and is a predicted model, not a curated record. NCBI's taxonomy places the organism in Eukaryota, Fungi, Ascomycota, Sordariomycetes, Glomerellales, Glomerellaceae. The coding region runs from base 1 to 990 and encodes 329 amino acids. Gene Ontology annotation, cellular component: cytoplasm.
AUGCCUCAGCUCAAUGGACAGGAAGUUGGCCAGAUCGGCUAUGGCCUUAUGGGCCUUACCUGGCGCGCGCAGCCCUGUUCCGAGGAACAAGCCUUCGAGGCCAUGCGUACCGCACUCAAGAACGGCAACAACUUUUGGAACGGCGGAGAAUUUUACGGAACCCCAGAGUACAACAGCAGUGUCUUGCUAGAGCGCUACUUUGCCAAAUACCCCGAGGACGCCGACAAGGUCGUCCUUAGCAUGAAGGGCGCCGUCAACCUCGCGAAUCUGCACCCGGAUGGCUCGCCCGAGGGCAUCCGUACCUCUCUUGACAAGAUUAUUGGACAGCUCAAAGGCCGCAAGAAGGUCGACAUUUUCGAGUGCGCACGCCGCGACCAGAACACGCCUCUAGAGGUGACCUUUGGCGUCAUCCAGAAGGAGUACAUCGACACGGGUAAGGUCGGCGGCAUCUGCCUCUCCGAGGUCUCUGCCGCAACAAUCCACGAGGCUGUUAAGCAUGCGAAGAUCGUCGGCGUCGAGGUGGAGCUCAGUCUCUUCUCGACGGAUGUCCUCGACAACGGCGUCGCUGCGGCAUGCGCGCAGUACAGCAUUCCGAUCAUCGCCUACUCACCCGUCGGCCGCGGCAUGCUCACGGGCCAGAUCAAGACACUCGAUGACAUCCCCCAGGACGACAUGCGCCGCCACUUCCCACGCUUCAAGCCUGAAACGUUCGACAUCAACAUUAAGCUGGCUGAGCAGGUCGCGGCGCUGGCGAAGAAAAAGGGUGUCACCCCGGCGCAGCUGGCCAUCGGCUGGACGGUGGCACUGUCGAAGCGGCCCGGCAUGCCAGUGAUCAUUCCGAUCCCCGGUGCCACGACGGCAGAAAGAGUUGAAGAGAAUGCAAAGUUGGUUGAGCUUACCGAUGAGGAGAUGGCCGACAUCGACGCGACAUUGGCCAAGUUCGAAGUCGCCGGCGGUCGUUACCCUGACGGGGCACCCGUCAACACCUAA